AUAUACAAAAAUUCUUUCCUCUGCGAUGAGGCAUCUGAAGUUUGUGCUGAUACUGUUGAUCGCCGCCACCGACCUGUGGGAGUGCGCGGACGCCAAGUGGGGCGAUAAGGGCGAGCUGAGUCCGCGCAGGCGGAGAUGCUACGACGGAAGUCUGCCGAGGCGCCUGAAGAAGAAGGAGCGCAAAGUGGCCGCCGGCGGGGGUGGUAGUGGCGGCGGCGGCGACGGGGACGUGUGCUCCGCGCUCUACCCGCGCGCCUCGUGCUGCCCGACCCGCAGAGUCCCGCACCGAACAGACCCCACGAUAUUUUCCUCCAAUAACACGGAGUGUUCCAGACUGCUGGAGGAGAUCAAGUGUGCCCGAUGCUCACCAAAUGCCCAGAUGCUCUUCCACUUAUCCGAACAAGAGCCGGCACGGCACCGUGAACCAGACCUGCCACGUCUUUGCCUGGACUACUGCCAAGAGUUCUACUACACCUGUAGGGGACACAUACCAGAGCUCUUCCAAGCCGAUGUAGACGAAUUCUGCCAGUACUACGGGCGGAGGAAUGGGGGCCUAUGCUUUCCCGAUUUUCACCGAAAGCUACUGCGUGGGCAGGACUCCAACUACCUGGGUGAUGAAAGAAUAGAAGUAACCAACAGGAAGCAUAAGCACAACUGCUACUGUGCUCAGGAGAUCUUGAGUGGGCUACGGCAGCCCGUGGCCGUGGUGCAUUGUGGGGAUGGAUCACAGCGCCUCUUCAUCGUGGAGAAGGAAGGCUUUGUCCGCAUCCUCACUCAUGAUAUGGAGCUUCUUAAAGAGCCGUACCUGGACAUCCACAAACUAGUGCAAACUGGGAUCAAGGGAGGAGAUGAAAGGGGCUUGCUAAGCCUGGCAUUCCACCCCAAUUAUAAGAAAAACGGCAAGCUCUACGUCUCCUACACGACGAACCAGGAGCGCUGGGCAAUCGGCCCUCAUGAUCACAUUCUUCGUGUGGCCGAGUAUACAGUGUCCAGGAAAAACCCCAACCAGGUGGACACUAGGACCUUUCGAGUCUUAAUGGAGGUGGCCGAGCUCCACAGGAAGCACUUGGGUGGGCAGCUGCUCUUCGGACCUAAUGGACUUUUGCAUAUCUUUCUUGGAGAUGGGAUGAUCACUCUGGAUGAUAUGGAGGAGAUGGAUGGAUUGAGUGACUUUACUGGAUCGGUCCUGAGGGUAGAUGUCGACACAGAUCAGUGCUCCACUCCCUAUGUCAUUCCAGGGGACAACCCAUACUUCAACAGCACCAAUCAACCACCAGAAAUCUUUGCCCAUGGUCUGCAUGAUCCUGGCAGGUGUGCAGUGGAUAAACUUCGCAUGGACACCAAUGGGAGCCUCCUGAUCUUGUGUACUGAUACGGCUGGAAGAAACACAACAACAGGAAGGAUCCUGCAGAUCAGAAAAGGGAAAGAUUAUGAAAAUAAACCAUCCAUUUAUGACUUGGAGGCUAAUGGUGGUGCACUCCCAGUUGGUGGAUUCAUCUACAGAGGCUGUCAAUCAAGAAGACUUUAUGGAAGUUAUGUUUUUGGUGACAAAAAUGGAAAAUUAAGAAUACUACAGAGAUCUGCCGAGGACCGACCAUGGCAGGAGAAGCCAUUCUGCCUUGGAAGUAGCAGUUCUUGUGGUUCCACACUAGUUGGCCAAAUCCUUGGUUUUGGAGAGGAUGAAAUAGGUGAGGUCUACAUCUUGGCAUCCAGCAAAAGCUUAACCAUGCAGUCACACAGUGGGAGGCUUUACAAGCUGGUGGACCCUAAAAGGCCUCAGGUACCUAAGGAAUGCAGAAGGCCAGUAGAAACCCCAGAGAUGCUGAGCAGCUCCUGUUCUCGGGAAUGCAGAAAUGGCCACUGCACUCCCACCGGAAAAUGUUGCUGCAACAGUGGCUGGGAGGGUCCUUUCUGCUUAAGAGCCAAGUGCGAACCUGCUUGCCGAAAUGGUGGCGUCUGCAUUGAACCCAAUAAGUGCUUCUGUAAGGAAGGCUACUCCGGGGCGCAGUGCGAGAAAGGAGAACGAGGCGUUCAAGAGGAACGGGACAAAGAUGGCAUUUUGGAUCACAUCAUUGACAUGACAUCAUAUCUGCUGGACCUCACCAGUUACAUCGUCUAGAAAAAAGCACAGAGAAGGCGGAACUUUAAGGAGGCGUUUUUGAGGGUUUGCAUUCAGGACACCAUCACCCCCAAUCUCCAACUGCAUCCCAUCUUCAUUACCAUAAUCAUCACUGACUGCCCUUGGGGUGGACCAUCAUUGGUCAACUAACGCUGGUAUUUGCUGCAAAAAUUUGGUUGAUGCAUUCAAAUUCCUGUUGCUUGGGUAAACCACGUGGACUCAUCCUGACAUUUAGCAGGGUUUUUUUUUUUUUAAUUAAAUUAUUGACAAAGAUCCCACACUGAGAUUCAGUGCAAAUAACCUUGGUUCAGAAUUAUAUAUGCAUAUUUUGCUCCACAUUUCUGAUAUACAAGCACUGUCCUAUGCGUCGCGCUACACAUUCAUAUACACAUAGUGAUACAAGCGGGCGUCCAAACGAAGCCUUUACACGAUGCUAAGAAUCCAGCACUCAGUGCUUUAGCUAUUUCUUUGCUGUGUAUAUUUCAGGACUCAGCCCUAAUUCCUGCUUCUAAGGUUUGCCAUUGAAAAGGGACCCUUCAGAUGCAUUAAAUCUCUGGACUCACAAUCUGUUUGGACAGUCUGUAGAAAAACCUGCACUUGGCCAUUAAAAUGUGCAACCAAUGAAGACAAAUCUACAAAAUCAAGCCCUAUAAUCAAGACUCACUAUGGGAAAUCAAAUGGACAGUCUACCUGACUGAAACUCAACCACCGGAAGUUACGACGGCCCUGGAUCCAUUAACUUCAGACCAAAGGCUUAGCCAAAUAACCAAUAUGAUAAAAGAAACAGAAUGUUGUAUCUAUUCUGAUUAAUCUUAGUUUAUCCCACUUAUCAUCAAGAUAAAAAUAAAUAAAUAAAUAAAUAAAUAAAUAAAUAAAUAAAUAAAGAAAGAACUGGUGAUGAUACAUAAUGCUAGUGUAAUUCCAGUAAUAUUCACACUCACUUGGGACUUAAUGCCAGUUUGGCCUAGGCCAUUAACAACUCUUAGGAGUAAAAAAAUCAAUUCAAACCUGACUUUUGCAAUCAGUGCGUAGAUUGUGUAACGAUAGCAAGUUGCAAAUCAAGAAUGUUUUUUUUUUCUCAACAGUCACUUUGAUUCCGAUAUUUUCUACCGAUAUUCUUCAUGACCAUGCACGCUGCUUUUAAUAUAAAUAAUGUACCAUAGAUUUACAUACAAUUCAUUAGGGUUGUGUAUGUUUCCUUGUUCCUGUUUGAACAAACAAGCUAGCUUUCUAUAAAUCUUGUAUGGAAAACCAUUUUCACAGCAGUAUUUGUUUGAGCUAGUUUCACUGCCAUGACUAUAAAAAACUUUAUUAAUUAUUAUUAAUUCAUUUCCAUUAUUUCACUGGGAUCUUUUUUAUUAUUCGUCAAAGAUCCAUGUGUCUUUUUUAUUUAUUUUUUUUUCAAUCACUGAAUGGUCUUCAUUUAACAGUGUCAAAAGGGAACAAGCAUAGUGCUGUACAUUUCUAAUAGUACUGUACUAAGAUAAUUACUACAUAGCUUUUGCAAAGUAAUAUAGUAAUACUUUUGUUUCAAUAGAGGAAGGUUUAUUUUUCUAAGCGUAAUAAUAUAUGACAGGAGAAAGUAUUACUAGAGAGCAGUUUUACAUUAAGCCUAUGGAUUUACAUUGUGUAUUUUCUCGCAAAAGAAAUCCAUAUUUCUUUUUUACACAUAGAAAAAAAGCUAUCGUAAACGCAUCCGGGUUUCUCUAUAUUGUGCAUAGCCUUUUGAUUCAAUCCUGAGAUUAUUAGAAGACAUUUAUCUCUUUAAAAAAAAAAAAGGUUGAUUUAACAUGGGUAAAUGAUGCAAGUCAGUGUUUUUCUUUCGAUAAUGGCCCAUUGUACUGAAGAUGUUGAAAACAAAAAGAGGCCUAAAGGCAGAAAGAGAAGAAUGUGUAAUCAUAUACUCGAGGCAUGAGUCACCAAUAAAACGAAUGAUCCUGCCAAUGGAGCAUUCCACAUUGCAAAACACUGUGUGAUUAUCCUGACUGAUUAGAGAUUUCCCUCCACCGCAAGCUGAUGACGUAAACAGAUUUGACGCUUAUAUAAUACAGCAAACUCGAGUUUUAUACUUAUGUGAUGCACAAAAUGUGUUUUAUGUCUGCUUCUUAAAUUCGCCAUAAACAUCCUAGACUUUUUCGAUUUUGUACACUAAUUCCGAGCACCACUUGUGUAGUCAGUUGGACUCCAAAAAAACAUCCAAAGAGCUGGAGAUUUCCUCUACUCCAUUUACUCUGUGAAACAUUCACCCCCCGAAUAUGUUUUCAUAAAUCAGGAUCGUGUGUUAUUUAGUACUACGUAUUAUUAAACCCCCUAUUGUUUUUUUCUUCUCUCACUGCUCCUGAGAGCAUUUUCGUUCUUUCUUUUUUUUUUUUUCGAAGAAGUAACACUAACGACGAUUUGUUAUCCUCGAUGUGAAACCGACUUCAUUGCUUUCCGUAAAAAAAAAAAAAAAAAAAAAAUGUAAGGAAUCCAUGCUGUAAGUCUAUUCUGUAAUAUUAGCACUUAAUGUGAAACUUGCAUUGGAGCUGCUGGGAAGGUGUCAUGUGAAUAGAGUAACCCUUUUUUCCGGUUUGUUUUUACUUCAUUAUUUAAGUAGUUAUGCCAUAAAGUUAUUUAAGCUGUCUGCAAUGUUUGUUCUGUUUCAUGUAAAGAUUUUGCUCAUGUAUUGUAAAUAAAACUAGGGCUAUCUUG
Silurus meridionalis is the source of this 4810-nucleotide messenger RNA. It is a transcript of the gene hhip, whose product is annotated as hedgehog interacting protein. The coding region runs from base 26 to 2119 and encodes 697 amino acids. The record is from RefSeq and is a predicted model, not a curated record. Lineage: Eukaryota; Metazoa; Chordata; Actinopteri; Siluriformes; Siluridae. The transcript is spliced from 13 exons.